AAUCGGGUACGUAGUGGUCGUACUUGAAUUCCACCCCCUUCCAUGUCGGCACUCUUCACCCCCCCUCCUAGCGAUUUGGCGUCCACCCCCCCUUCUUCCCGUCCUGCAUGCAAAGGGAAAAAACCACAGGACGACUCAUCGGUCCCCCGGCACCAUGGCCGUGCCUCUGACGCCGUGGCCGGCCCUGCCGGCCCUGUCUGCUUUAUAAACGCGUGCCCGUCCUGAUUUUUGCCACUGGCCUUAAGAUGGAUCCGACUCGCAACCUCUAAACUCCAGGUCCUUGAUCAUCAUGAUCUCCCUCUAUGGCCAACCUCAGACCAACAAUCACCAUUACCUCUUCACAGACGACCAGCACCAGCAGCAGCACCAGCAGCAACAGGACCGUCACUUCACUUCAUUCGCCUCGGACGAACUACCGCUGCCCUCGUCAAGUUUUGAUCUGCCCGAAGGCAGCGACGAUAUCGUCCUGACCAGUGAACACAUGCAGCCCGACAGUUGGGCCUCGCCCGCCCAGUUCACACCGAGGCUUGGUCGGUACUCUCACCAGCGCGAGUCGUCCCUCUCAUCGCUCGCCUCCACGACCGGCCCAGCGUCUCCUUUCGCGGGCUCCACCUCAAAUCCUCAGAUCGCCAUCAACGAUUCCGCCGUCGACAAUCUUCCCGACAUGCACACACACGACGCAACCGCCGUCGCUCAUGGAGGCUCAGUUUAUCAGCUUCCUAAGUCCAUGAACCAUUACACCAACUUUCACAGCUUUGACGGGGCCCUGUCCGAGAUGGCGUACCCGUUAGCGGUCGCUCCGUCGAGAAAAGCCCGGAUCGAUAGAGGCCUCCUGCCGGCACCGGAAUUCCCCGCUGGACACAACGCUUCGCACCCAACGUCGGUAGCCAGCUCUAUUGCAGGAGAUUCACCUGCGACGCCGGGCAUCGGUGAGACUGCGGACCAAGCAGACAGGAGGAGAAACGGUACGUCACCGGGUCAUCUUGGGCCAGGUCGCGAUGUUGGAGACUUUGUGCUCAUCGAUUUCGCAGGUUUUGUCAAUGUUCCGAAAUUGGACAGAACAAUGACCGACGUUUAUGGCGAUGAGUUGUACAAUCCGAACUUCACCAUCACAUCGACAUCGCCCCCACGGGUGCCUGUUACCUCGCCCACCAACGAUCUCUUCACCCAGCGCAUCAGUGCAGCAAACAGUCACCAUCUUAGUGCGGCGCAUUCUCCUUCCUCUUCCAUAUCACGCGCCCGGUCACCAUUUCGUACUGGGUCUCCAUUUGCGGCGCCUCCUAUGCACGACACCUCUUCAGACUACUCCCUCAGCAAUACCCGAGGCUUGGGGAAGCAAACCAGAGCGACGCAGGACCCUCAGAUGGUUGCUCAGCAUGAUCGUAUCUUGGAGCCUGAGACGCCGAAGACCAUCUCGCCCAAGGAUGCCGUUCUCGAAUUCACCGAUGCGGACAACGAGACAAACUUUCCCUUGUUCCCUCAAGAUCCGGCCAGCUACGGCAUGGAUGCGUUGGCCAAAGGCAUUCUGGAGCCAGGGGUAGACGAAUCGUACCUGCAGACCAACGACGGGAGCUCAGCUGCCGCCAUGGCGCUCAUGCCAUCUCAAGCUUCCCUUGGUAUUCAGGUGCCGCAGCAGUAUCCGUUCAUCUCACGCUCUGGGUUAAGGCACGACACCCCCCCCCGACUCAGCUCGUCGGGCUCAAGCUCUGUUGGAUCCAGGCUCAACACGCCUUCAAAUUUGACACGCCCGGCCGCCACAGGUGCCGAAGGUGGCACGUACACCUGCACGUAUCAUGGUUGUACGCUCAGAUUCGAGACACCAUCACUGCUACAGAAACACAAGCGGGAGGGUCACAGGCACACGCAGGGCAUUGGUAGCAGCCGGGACCUGGGAAUGACGUCGACCUUGCUCAACACCCAGGCCGGCCCGCAUCGCUGCGAUCGGAUUAAUCCAAGCACUGGAAAGCCGUGCGGCACAAUCUUCUCGAGGCCAUACGACUUGACAAGGCACGAGGACACCAUCCACAACGCCCGCAAACUCAAGGUCCGAUGCGACCUGUGCACUGAUGAGAAGACGUUCAGCCGAGCGGAUGCUCUGACGCGACAUUACAGGGUGUGCCACCCCGAUGUGGAACUUCCUGGAAAGCACCGUCGCCGUGGAGGUGGUUAGGUGGUAACUGUUCAACAGCUCUGGCUAGGGCAGCGUGGCUCCCCCAGUCUUACCCCUUCCAUUACCAGUCAUGACGACGCUGUGCUCAGGGCAGAAGUGACCACUAGCGGGACAGAAAGACGGCGUCCCGCUUUUGUGGACCCAAGGGUCCUCUUGCAGACUGCAGGGUCCACCCCGCUCUGCGCUGACGUCACAAUGCCUGAUCGCCCGCGACCGCUGACAUCACCGUGCAUCGAUCCACGGAGCUGAGCCGCUUGUCAACAUCAUCGCUGCACAGGCGCCUUGGAAACGCAUCGGACAUCUUGAGGUCCGAGCCAUCCAAAAGCAACGUCCCCACCUCCGCGCAGAACCAAGCAAAGCUGCUGGGACGCACGGCACGGCUUGUCGGCGCAGCUUUGUCUAUCAGGUGCGCCUCGCCGAGGCUCAUCGUCACCACCCCUUCUCGGCGUUGGUGAUGCUGUGGUGAUGUCUUGAUCGACGCGGUGGAGCCGGGUUGAGAAUCUCCUCCCGUGGCACGGUUCGAGCCAUUCAGUGGGUACUGAAUGAAACCUGCCAUUUCUGCGGCUCACAGUGCCGAUGGUUUUAGUGUUACGCUCUUUACGCCAGCUUGUCGUACGCUGAUGGCUGCUUCGCCGUUGCGGUAGCAGCGAGCCACUUAAUCGCUGGUUUCUACUGGGCUGGCUUGUAUUCGGACUUGUAAUAUCAUUGGAAUGAGGUUUUAGAUAAAAGAGCGUGGAGAAUACGGCGAUUUUAUUUGGCUGCCCAGAGUUUUCGGUCUUCUGGCAUGGGAAAACAUGUUAAUCAAGUUUAGUUGUACGAUAUGGGUGAAGGCAUGGAAUGCAUGCGAGUGUGGAACAAGCGCAUUGAUGGAGACGCGUGCGCGACACGACGAAAAUGCACUAGUGACAUUAGGCAUAGAAAGAUACCUCUUUUAUUGAUGAACGAACGGAAUUUGGCAAGAGCCGC
This is a messenger RNA of Purpureocillium takamizusanense, 3136 nucleotides long. RefSeq lists its product as uncharacterized. The coding region runs from base 290 to 2170 and encodes 626 amino acids. NCBI's taxonomy places the organism in Eukaryota, Fungi, Ascomycota, Sordariomycetes, Hypocreales, Ophiocordycipitaceae. The record is from RefSeq and is a predicted model, not a curated record. Gene Ontology annotation, biological process: regulation of transcription by RNA polymerase II. Gene Ontology annotation, cellular component: nucleus. The transcript has a single exon.